CUGAUUCUAUUCUUCAUUUGAAUUCAACUAUUGCUGACUCUGGGAGUUGGGGACAGAUACCAUAUAUCUUGAUGAAAAUGUUAUUUUCCCCAUUUUAUAAUAUAUAAAUAAAUAGUAUUAUUUUAAUAAAAAAUUUAAUUUAUGAUUUUAUUAUAAUAUUAGCAGUCAUAUUUUACUAAAUUACCCGUAUAAAUUAAGCAAUUUUCAAAUAAACUCUUGUGUCAAACAAUUUUUUUUUGAAAUUAAUGAGAAAGAAAAAAAAAAAAACCACUCUUCUGAGAACACGGUUUUGGACCGCGAACCAAACUGAGCCUUGUUAUUUUGGGGCAUGCGCUGUUGUUUACAAAAAACGACGUCGUUCUCUAAUUUCAUCUGGUACAGGGUUGCCCUGGCAGCAGUGUCUUCAACAACUUCAAAAGCCCAAACCCCAGAGGUAGAGAUAGAGAGGGACGAUGAGUAGAGCCAAGAGAGAGCAGCUGAGUCGAACUCUGAAUUCCCACCUCAACAACAUCCACGAGACCUUCCAGGUUUUGGAUCAAACAUCUUCACUUCCUCUUGACAAAGUCAGUUGGGAUGACGUUAUACAGAUGGGAGAGCAAGUCUACAAACAAGCUACUAUUGUUGGAAUGCUUUGGACCGGGGAAGCACCUGAAGUUUCAGCACUGGAAGGGAAUAUGGAAGCAUACUUCAAUAUGCUACAGGGUUUCCUUUUUCUCUCCCAUGGAAGUACAGUGGGUGCAGGACCUACUCUUUCUUCCAGUAUUCAUGCAUCGGUGAAGCAAGUUGUGGAUUCUAGUUUUCGGUUAUUGAAAGAGUCUGUCUCUUCCUAUGGAUCCCGCAACAGAGACCAGAAACUCUCAAUCCCACAGUUAGUGGGUGCGGUUUGGGAGGCCUGUUCUGCUCUUAAGAAGACUCCUGCCACAAAUAUCACAGCCAUUGGACGAACAAUGACACAGGUUGCAGUUUCCAUGAAGGAUGUCCUUCGCGAGAUGAAGGAGCUGAAGCCAGCUUCCUCAGACCCAACUGAUGAAACUUCUGAUGAGGCUUCCAACAAAGCAGAAAGCAUACCUGAAAAUGAUGAUAAUUCAAGUGAAGGUGAUCUUGGCAAUGACCUGUCGCCUGAGGAAAUGAAAAUUGCAGUAUCAGUGAUAUCAGUUGUCACUGAAAUUCUUGCAGUCAUAAAGGAGCUUAUCCGCUGCAUUACAGGCUUGGUUAAACAGGAAGAUGCAAACAAGAGUAGUAAUUUUGUGGAUUCGUUGGAGAAGUUAUUGAAGCUCUGCCAAGGAAUUGGUGUACAGGUUGAUGAGCUCGGUGCUUGUCUUUACCCCCCACAAGAGAUUCCUGCCAUGAAGGCCGCCGCAGAGAAAAUAUCUGGCAGUGUUGAUGAAAUACAGGCAGAGAUAGAAAAUCUUGGAGGCACCACAGAAACCUUCAUUCAGGCAUGCAAUGUUUUGAGGAGCUCUCUGGGACAGCUAAAUUCCCUAGUGGGUGAUUCCAGUACUGCUGAUCUUGUACCUGAAAUGCAGAAUCUUGCUGUGACAAGUUAAAGAGAGAGAGGGAGAGGGAGAGAGAUGAAGAAAGAGAAUGAGAAAGAGAGAGAGAGAGAGAGAGAGAGAGAGAGAGAGAUUACUUUAUUGUUUGAUAUUUUGAUUUACUUAAUUCAACUCAGCAAAGUUAAGCCCUUUUUACUCUGAAAGAUAAUCUGGAUAAAAGCCAAAUUGUUUGGUUUCUUA
Messenger RNA from Vitis vinifera (wine grape), 1733 nucleotides. RefSeq lists its product as uncharacterized. Lineage: Eukaryota; Viridiplantae; Streptophyta; Magnoliopsida; Vitales; Vitaceae. Bases 453 to 1547 code for a protein of 364 amino acids. The transcript has 4 exons. Gene Ontology annotation, cellular component: nucleus. Gene Ontology annotation, biological process: regulation of cell cycle. The record is from RefSeq and is a predicted model, not a curated record.